AUGGGAGCCGGCGCUCCAAUGUACCUGGCAGCAGUCAUAGAGUAUCUCUCCCCUGAAGUUUUCGAGUUGGCCGGUAAUGCUGCUCGGGACAAUAAGAAUACCAGAAUCAUACCGAGGCAUCAUCAGCUUGCCAUCCGCAACGAUGAAGAGUUGAACAAGCUCCUGUCCAGAGUGACGAUUGCCCAUGGCGGUGUACUACUUAACAUUCAAGCGGUCUUUCUGCCCAAGAAGACCGAGAAUAAGGCCUAA
Molecule: messenger RNA, 249 nt
Organism: Parnassius mnemosyne (clouded apollo)
Lineage: Eukaryota; Metazoa; Arthropoda; Insecta; Lepidoptera; Papilionidae
Source: the annotation of a GenBank genome assembly